Molecule: messenger RNA, 2813 nt
Organism: Pseudopipra pipra
Lineage: Eukaryota; Metazoa; Chordata; Aves; Passeriformes; Pipridae
Gene: BHLHA15
Product: basic helix-loop-helix family member a15
Exons: 3
Coding region: 1814-2314 (166 amino acids)
Biological process (GO): axon development; sensory organ development; positive regulation of transcription by RNA polymerase II
Cellular component (GO): nucleus
Molecular function (GO): E-box binding; DNA-binding transcription factor activity, RNA polymerase II-specific; protein dimerization activity
Source: RefSeq, a predicted model, not a curated record
AAAAAGAUUAAAUUAAUUUAAACUUCCUCGGACUACAUACAUAAAACACACAGACUUUGUGUCUGAGACUUCUUUAUGUAAACUCUGGAUCCUCCUGGAGUAACACAGAUGGCAGCAAAGGAUCAGGUCCACAGUGUAGUUCCAGUGUCAGAUAUAUUUAUUAGAGUCCGGAGGUUGAGAAAGUACCAAAAGUUCAAAGCCACAGUCCCAGCAGAUGAGUCUACACUAAAUAAUGUAGUUACCAUUAAUUUCUUCCAAUAUCAUCCUUGUGAGAACUUCAGGUAAUGUGUGUACAGUCAGUAGAGCAGCAAUAAUUGAAAUAGAAACUGUAGUUCUGAACACUGAAUAUUGGUUUUAAUCGUAGAAUUAAGUAUCAGUAAGAAGAAUGCAGACUUCAAAAUUUAUAAGUACUCUUCAGAAAACAGGUUAAUGAUGUUUUCUCAGUAUUCAUUUAAUUUCUUUCUAGAAGGUUUUCUUGGUUUCUUUCAAUCCAAGUGCAUGUGCUGAAUGGACCAAAGAGGUAAAUGUAGUCCUUGUGUACAUUGGGAGCUUCUUUCACAUGACAUGAGACUGUUUCAGCCUGAGCACGUGGUGAGGCAGGAGGAGAGUGCUGGUUUUCCCUGUUAUUCCUUCAGUUUGGGAUGGGACUGGCAGCAGUCAGGGGUUAGUGGAGGCUGUGGGGGAAGCCCCCACAUCAUAUCGCAGCCCUUGAGUCCUGGCAGCUGCUGAGAGCUGGGAAUGAGAAACUGAUAGCAGGAUAACAACUUUGUUAGGUAAAAUAUAACUGCUGUGCUGAAACUUGACCAAGGCAGCCAUCAUUAAUGAGAGCAGAUGUAAAAGAUCCCAUGACACUAAAUUGGUCAUCCUAUAUAGAACCUAUUACCGAAGAAUUUGAGAACUUGCAAUCUUUAGCAGCAGCAGCUCCCUGCAGGGGAUGGCAGUGCUGUGUCUGUGGGCUGGUGUCACACGGGGGCUGAGAACUUGCUCAGCCCUUGGCAGAACAGAGCUGACACAGCCUUUGGCUUCCUCCACCCGCUGAAGGAGGCACUGGACUGCCCCGUCCUGUGGUGGCAGUGCCCGGCUCAGUGCCCGUCAGUGACACCCGCGCUGCUGCAGUGCUGCUCCCCCCGCCAUGUGCCCCCGGGAGCCUUGUGACCAUCCCGAAACCGGCAGGGAGCCUCGUGCUGUGUCCAUGCACGGCCCCGGCUGUGGUGAGGGGGUGUCGGCGGUGCCGGGUGUCCCUGCCCGGUGCCUCCCCGCGGUGGGACCGCAGCUCCCGCCCGCCCGCGCCGGGCCCGCCCCCGCUGCUAAAGCGACGUGUCGGGCGGCCCGGCAGGCACCUGCGGCGGCCUCAGCCUGCGGGGCUCGGGCCUCCGGGGCUGUGCCAGCGCUGCCCCGCCGCCCCUGCGGCCCCCUCAGCGACAGGCACGUCCUGCUUCCCUCGCAGGCUCCUGCUGACAGACCCUGGCUUGGCUAGAGGACCUGCAGCCUUCUGUCCCUGUUGCCCCCGCAGAGCCUCCUGCUGCUCCUGGCUCCCCGUGGGUCUCUGCUAUGUUGCCCCGUGGGCCUUAAGCACGUUCUCUGCAGCUGGUGCAGUGGUCAUCUUGAGUAACAACAUUCACAGCUUCGAAAACGAACGUCACUUAAAUUGAGAGCCAGUGACGGUUUUCCAGUAAGUGAACCAAGUAAACAAACACAUCAAACCAACCUGCACCGGAUCAUCGGUUCAGCAGGGAACUGUACAACAGCCAACGAGAUCGGGGUCAUGUUUUUACAGCACAGUGGUGCUUAAUACCAGCACAUCCAGCAAAUCAUGAAGGCUAAAACCAAAGGAAAGAAGCAAAGGCAAACUGUUGACAAAGAAGCAUUUUCUGAGGAGUCAGCCAUGAGAAAAAAAGAACUGGCGAAAUGUUUGCGACGCAGAGAAAGGAGGAAUGGGGGAAACAAGGAGAGCAGUAAGAUCACUGCAGCCAGAGCCAAGCGCCCUUGGAGCACCAAGGACAGGCACCUGAGGAGGCUGGAAAGCAAUGAGAGGGAGAGACAGAGAAUGCACAAGCUCAACAACGCGUUCCAGGCCCUGCGGGAGGUGAUCCCUCACGUGAGGGCUGAGAACAAACUGUCCAAAAUAGAGACUCUCACACUGGCCAAAAACUACAUUAAGUCCUUGACCUCCAUUAUACUCAAUAUGUCCAAUGGACACUUUCCAGCAGCAGAAGGGAUGGGGGGAACCUGGGGGUCCAAAUUGUACCAACAUUAUCAACAGCAGCAUGGGGAGGAUGACCAUGAGGAACAUCUACAGAAACGUGCCAUGUAGAUUCCUAGCUUCAGCCAGAACACCCACAGUUAGCUGCUGCCAUCAUUAUUUUUCCUUCUUACAUCAUAAUACAUGUCAGUAAUUGGAGCUUUUAAGAGACUGGUUUUGCCUCCAGCUCUCCCCUCUUUUUUUUUUUUUUUAAAGACAAACAGGCAACACUCAUGGCUAUAGUUUAUAUGGCACAUUAAAAAGCUACCUUAAACUAUAAGAAUUUUUCAGAGCAUAAUGAAUGUAUUUGUGGGUUUGCCAGAGCUUGGAAACCUAUCCUGUAACACUGGAGUUGAUUUGAAUAUAAGGAUUUAGUAACUUUUGAAAGUCACCCUCCUUGGGAAGGUUGUGAGUUGAGCUUUUAAGGUCUCUGUCACCUUAGUUCUUUGGAGCUUGGGGAAUUGUGGCUGUUCCCCAGCCUUGCAGUGCCUGUUGUGAUCUCCCAGGCCACAGAGGAAAAUAAAAUUGAUGACUGAAGUGACAGGAUAGGAAAUCAGUCACUAAAUCUGAA